Aspergillus heteromorphus CBS 117.55 is the source of this 928-nucleotide messenger RNA. Its product is annotated as putative EF-hand calcium-binding domain protein. Lineage: Eukaryota; Fungi; Ascomycota; Eurotiomycetes; Eurotiales; Aspergillaceae. The transcript is spliced from 2 exons. The coding region runs from base 62 to 847 and encodes 261 amino acids. Gene Ontology annotation, cellular component: nucleus; cytoplasm. The record is from RefSeq and is a predicted model, not a curated record.
CUUCAUCUUCCUCCUGACCUCCCAUCUCCGACUAUCCCAUCCGCACAAAAGAUCAGUCAGGAUGAGGAUCCUCUGCCUUCAUGGGAAAGGCACCAGUGCCGCCAUCUUCGAGUCGCAGACAACGUCGAUACGAUCGCGACUAUCCGAUCUAAACAUCAAAUUCGAAUUCGUCGACGGAAUCUAUGAGUCGACGCCCGCUCCCGGGGUUGAUCUGUUCUACCCGCCUCCUUUCUAUUCCUUCUGGGAAAACGACGCAAUCGAAGAAGUCCUGACCAGUCGCAACUGGCUCAAGAAUUACCUGCAAACCAAUGGCCCCUACGAUGCUCUCAUGAUGUUCUCGCAGGGAUGCGCCCUGGGAUCAACUGCCGCUCUGAUGGACCUGUUUGAGGAACCGGACCGUCCGCUACCAUUCAAAGCCGCCAUCUUCAUCUGCGCUGGAGUCCCGAUACACAUUAUGGAGAAGGUGGGAUACGAGAUUGCCCCGCAGGUUUGGGAGAAGGAUAUCGUGACGCGGAAGGCCCUCGCCGCACAGGCAGAUGCUUCCGCGAUUCUGUCACAGGGCGCGGCUCGCUGGGGCGCAGGCAAUGUGUACAGUGAGCCCGAGGCUGAUGUCCGAGCUGAGAUCAAGCCCUCGGACGUUCUGAUCAAUAUCCCGACGGUGCAUAUAUAUGGAGGCAAGGACCCGCGCUCUUCUGCCGGCAUCCAGUUGUCGCAGGCCUGCGACCCUGCGAAACGGAGAAUGUACAAUCAUGGAGGCGGCCAUGAGAUUCCUCGCACAGCUACUGUCACGAGUGAUAUCGCGGCGCUAGUGCGCUGGGCGUUGCGGGAGGGAGGAGUGGCUCAAUGACGCGAUGCUGAUUUGUUGAGUAUCUGUCGUGUUUCUAAAUAUCUGGCAAUAAUAGAAUAGACUGCGUGUCCAUCCACUUCA